CUAAUUGUUUCCUUCUGGAUUCCCUUCUAUUUGUUCCCUCCCUUUCGCUCAUUCUCGACUUCUAGGGUUAGGGUUUCUCUUUGUUCAGACGAGACACCCAAACUCUCUUCUUUCUUUUUCUCUCUACAAGGAGAUUUUGUUUCCCUUUUUCGAAACCAUGCAGCCUGCACCUGGUAUUGCUCCUCACAACAUGCCUCACCAGGCCCCUCAAUACCAGCAACAACAACCUCCUUACAUGAUGAUGCCUCCUCAGCCGCCUCAACCGCAGCCUGUCCCUCAGAUGUGGCCUCAGCAGCCGCAGGCCGCUUCGCCUCAGGGCCAACCCUCUCAACCAGCCAACGCCGAUGAAGUUCGUACUCUCUGGAUCGGAGACUUGCAGUACUGGAUGGACGAGAACUAUAUUUUUAAUUGCUUUGCUCAUACAGGCGAGGUUUCAUCCGUGAAAGUUAUUCGGAACAAGCAAACCGGCCAGUCCGAGGGUUACGGCUUUCUUGAAUUUUUAACUCGUCCAGCAGCGGAAAGGGUACUACAAGCAUAUAACGGCACAGCGAUGCCCAAUGGGGCGCAAAAUUUUAGAUUGAACUGGGCAUCAGCAGGGGAGAAACGACAAGAUGACUCUCCCGAUUACACAAUUUUUGUAGGAGAUUUGGCUGGUGAUGUUACUGAUUACGUGCUACAAGAGACAUUUAGGGCCCGUUAUACCUCCGUUAAGGGUGCUAAAGUUGUGAUUGACAGGCUCACUGGACGUACUAAAGGUUAUGGAUUUGUUAAGUUCGGAGAUGAGAGUGAACAAAUGCGGGCAAUGACUGAGAUGAAUGGUGUCCUCUGUUCAUCCAGGCCCAUGCGUAUCGGACCAGCGGCUAACAAGAACACUUCUGGCGGUCAGCAGUAUGCGAAAAAUUCAUACCAGAACCCUCAAGGAACCCAAAAUGAGAGUGAUCCAAACAAUACUACUAUAUUUGUGGGGAAUUUGGACUCUAAUGUCACAGAUGAUCACUUGAGACAAGUAUUUGGUCAGUAUGGGGAAUUGGUGCAUGUAAAGAUACCUGUGGGCAAACGAUGUGGUUUUGUUCAAUUUUCUGACCGAAACUGUGCUGAGGAAGCAUUACGUAUGCUGAAUGGAACACAAAUUGGUGGGCAGAACAUUAGACUUUCAUGGGGACGUAGUCCUUCAAAUAAACAGCAGCCUCAGGCGGAUCCUAACCAAUGGAAUGGUGGAGGCGGGUAUUACGGGUACGGGCAAGGAUACGAAAACUUCAGCUACGCUCCAGCCCCGCAGGACCCUAAUAUGUUCUACAGUGGGUAUGGCGGCUAUGGGAAUUACCAGCAGCCACCACCACAGCAACCGCAGCAGCAGCAGCAAGGAGGAUACAUGUAGUAGAUUUGAAGUUUUGUUCACUCUGGCCUGGCCUCCUCCCCCGUUUUGAGUUACCCCUCCCAUUCCAUCCAUUCUGAAGAACUCUUUUUUCUAUUUUCUAUUCUCUACCAUAACUCCUUGAUGACUGAAAUACCUUUCUUUUUCUUUUUUUCUUGUUUUUUUUAAUUAUGUUCUUCCUCAGAAGUUUGAUUGUGUACUUUGUGUCGUUUAUUUUAUUUCUAUAGUUAAUUUUCUGUCUUUGCUAA
Cucurbita pepo subsp. pepo (vegetable marrow) is the source of this 1623-nucleotide messenger RNA. RefSeq names its product polyadenylate-binding protein RBP45. The record is from RefSeq and is a predicted model, not a curated record. Lineage: Eukaryota; Viridiplantae; Streptophyta; Magnoliopsida; Cucurbitales; Cucurbitaceae. Gene Ontology annotation, cellular component: cytosol. Gene Ontology annotation, molecular function: mRNA binding.